Molecule: messenger RNA, 1213 nt
Organism: Chenopodium quinoa (quinoa)
Lineage: Eukaryota; Viridiplantae; Streptophyta; Magnoliopsida; Caryophyllales; Amaranthaceae
Exons: 2
Coding region: 220-777 (185 amino acids)
Source: RefSeq, a predicted model, not a curated record
UGAUUUUGACACAAAGUUGAAAUGAAAAGAUCAUAAUGAAGGAUUUUAUGUCGCAAAAGAGAAGAAUGAAGGAGGUAUGAAUUCUAUGAUUUUUUUUCCAAUAUGUGUUAGUAAUUGCAUAAAUUUCUUAUUAUUGUUAUGUGUUCAAGUUUAUAAUUUAAAAAUGAUAUAAAUCGAUGUCUUAAUUUAUUUAUGUCUUUUUUUUUCAGGUAAGUAAUAAUGGAGGAUGAGGAUUUGCAUAAUCGUUCCAUGUCUUUGCAAAGUGAGGAAGAUGAGCCACACAAUCAAUCACAAUUAGAGCUACAAACAACCGACUCCCAGAAGAAGAAAAAAAAGCCAAGAGGUCCUUCAAAGGGCCUAAAAUCCAUGCCUGGGGUUCCUAGAGUGCUUGAAUGGGAUGAAUUGUGUCGACCCAUUGGAAAGUGGGCAAAAGCAUACAAAAUUUAUGUUGGUGAAAUAAGUCGUGCAAAGGUGUCUAUAUUGUAUAAAGAUUGGAAUCAAGUUCCACAAGGAAUAAAAGACACUUUGUGGGAAGAUGUUAAGAGAGAGUUUCAAAUCGAAGAAGAUGAAGACAAGAAAAAAAAGGUCCUACGCACUUGUGAUAAAACUUUGAGAGAUUUCAAAACAAAAUUGGUCAGUGGUUGGAUCACAUGUACCAGGAAUAUGCCGAAGGAGAAAAGAAUGCCGUAUGUACUCUAUGAUUUCAUAUCUGAGGAUAUGUGGAAAACAUUUGUGGAGGAGCAUACUACAGAUGAUUUUAAGGUUUGUGUGUAUUAAUAUCAAUGAUCAUGCGGGUUAUUAAUACUUUGUUAACGGAUUCUUAUGUACUAAUCUUCAUUUAUGCUCGUGAAAAUAGGAAAUCAGUGAGAAGGCAAGACAAAGCCCGUCUUUCAACGAAUACCUCACCAUUUAGGAGCCAAAUCAUAUGGUGAAAUGAAUAUUGUAUGGCGUAGAAAAGGGUAUAUUCCCACGACAUCUUCAGCAUCCAGUACUUCAUCUUGUUCUUCGGUUGUGUCUAGUUUGCCGGAUAGGACAUAUGCUUGGCUUCUAGCAAGAUCAAUAGAAGAUGAUAAGGGAAAUCCUUAUUUUCCGGAUGAGAAAACAAGAGAGGUGAAAGAAUCCAUUGUAAGUAUAUAAUAAGUAUAUGUAAUAAGUCUUUAUUUCAAUUUUGAAUAUAUUUUGUUAAGUUUAUGUAUUGCAACCAAAGUUUUCU